Xylaria bambusicola is the source of this 1674-nucleotide messenger RNA. RefSeq lists its product as uncharacterized. The transcript has 2 exons. The record is from RefSeq and is a predicted model, not a curated record. The coding region runs from base 219 to 1631 and encodes 470 amino acids. Lineage: Eukaryota; Fungi; Ascomycota; Sordariomycetes; Xylariales; Xylariaceae.
GGUACCUACUGUAGGCCCUUACUAGGUACCUAGUGCAUCACUUAACCCCACCCCCAAAUCUUGCCAGCGGUUGCUAGGUGAACAACUUUGGAAGACCAUCGCUACACUACUAACAUACAUCAUCAAUGCUCUACUACCUAAUGUAAGGGGAAACUCCAACCGCUUCAAGACGAAGAUCCCAAGGCGACGGUCUACAGCAAUCAAAUCGGGUGUUCGACAUGAGCGAUCGCAAUGCCCUUGUUGCAACCUGGAUCUGCAGUCUGCCCGAGAAUGUAGCCAAAGACAUCGGCGCUCCUUCGAUAACAACGAAGAAAAGAAAGCGACCACCACAGCUCACAAGUCCUCCUGCUUCAGUCCAAGAAGAGAUGCCAUCGACACCCAAGAAGAGACGUCGGAUGAGUGCCACAGAUCCCGAAACCACCCCUCGCCCUCGUAUCCCAGGCAGCUCGAUUCCCAGAAGCAACACCGCCGGCUCAACAACAUCCUCGUCGCAUACGUCGCAUAUAUCGUCCCGUGCCUCAUCGCCCAAAAAACAGAUGUUGAAUCUCCGACUACACGAACCCGUCCUUGAAUUCAACGCCCUUAGCCUGAACCUGAAUGCGCUGCCGCCUGCUGCCCGCGAACUCGUCGAGGCAAUGACGGAGAUUGGGAGUAACCAGGACAUCUUGCCUCAUGCUGCCAAGUCAAGCAUCAUGGAAUCUGUCAACGCCCGUGAUCCUAUGCCACGGCUCUGGAGAUAUGCUUUCAAGUCUGCCGAAGACGACGGCGAUGCGCUAUUGCCCCGUCGCAUCCCUUGUUUCCGGGAAGUUGAAAAGAUAUGCAGGAAGGCGAACGAAUGCCAACAAUAUGACCACGAAGAAGUCAGCUGGAACUGUAGUGUUCACGCACGUUUGCUGGAGCUCAUAUUGGAAGACGAAGAUGGACGGCCAUGCAGCGAGUUUGACGCAAUGAUCUGUACUACUGUCCGCCUACAUCCCGUCUGGAAGCCCAUCUGGUCUCCGGGCAAGAUGAUCGAUAUAUGCCUGUAUCAUAUCUCAACAUCCCAAGACGGGAACGAAGACCUGCACGCCAAGAUUACCCAAUUGAGCCGCCUCACUCCCACCGGCACCAUCAACCAUACUGACUUCUACCCUGUCAGCAUGCGGCCUAUAGUAUUGAGCAUCGAGACUAAGAAGCCCGGCGUUCAUUGGGAAGCCGCACAGCUUCAGAUUGGCAUCUGGCAUGCUGCACAAUGGGCAUUCCUGCGGUGGGCUGUAGUGGACAAGCUGCGAAGGCAAUCCAUCAACGACAACGGUCAAGGAGAAGGGGAGGGCGAUGGCGGCAACGGCAUAGUGGACAAGUCUCAAGCACAGGCAGCAGAAGCAGUGCAUGAUGCCAUAGAGGUUGAAGUGCUUUCGGUCAUGUCUAAGCUUGGCUUCAUUCCAGGCGUUAUUGUACAGGGCCAUCGAUGGCAUCUUGUUCUUUCUACAUAUGAAGACCGGAAGACCAAGCUAUGGGCUGACCGCCAGUUUGGCUCGACGCAGACUUGCUUAGAGUCGUAUUCUGUUAUUGCUGGUAUAAGGCGGCUAACAGCGUGGGCUAGGGAUAUAUAUUUACCAUGGUUUAAGUUAUAUAUUCUAGAUAAUGAUUAACACAAUACCUAAUUCUUACUAUGGGUACCCAACCCUGCUACUG